Molecule: messenger RNA, 576 nt
Organism: Acanthosepion pharaonis
Lineage: Eukaryota; Metazoa; Mollusca; Cephalopoda; Sepiida; Sepiidae
Source: the annotation of a GenBank genome assembly
AUGUUCUCUUUUUCUUUUUUUUUUCUUUUUUACAUCUGUCUUUUCUUUCUUUUUCUCUUUUUUUUUACAUCUGUCUUUUCUUUCUUUUUCUCUUUUUUUUUCUUCUUUCUUCUGGGCUUUCGGGCUUUCUUUUUUUUGUUAUGCUAUUCUUUUUUAAUUUCUCGUGUGUGUGUGUGUGUGUGUGUGUGUGUGUAUGUUGGUCUUUCCUCUGAACUUGUGUUAUUUCAAUUAAAUUUUCUUUUCUUUUCUUUCUUUCUUUCUUUCUUUUUAAAUUGUCUUUUUUACUACUUUUUUAUCUUUUCAUUUCUCUUUUUCUUUUUUAAAUUAUUUUCUACUACUUUUUCAUUUUUCUUUCUUUCUUUCUUUCUUUCUUUUUCUUUCUUUCUUUCUUCCCUUUUAAAUUGUUAUUUUACCACUUUUAUCUUUUCCCUUCUUCUUUCUCUUUUUCUUUCUUUUAAAUUAUUUUCUACUACUUUUUCAUCUUUCUUUCUUUCUUUCUUUCUCGUAAACUAUUCUCGUUUCUUUCAUUCGUUUUCCUUUUCAUUCCCAUAUUUUCUUUCCUUCUUACCGUUUUAA